Messenger RNA from Saccostrea cuccullata (small rock oyster), 1425 nucleotides. RefSeq names its product spermatogenesis-associated protein 17-like. Gene Ontology annotation, molecular function: protein binding. The transcript is spliced from 11 exons. Lineage: Eukaryota; Metazoa; Mollusca; Bivalvia; Ostreida; Ostreidae. The record is from RefSeq and is a predicted model, not a curated record. The coding region runs from base 45 to 1154 and encodes 369 amino acids.
UCAAAAUAUAUCUAUGACGUCACACCUGACAACAAAGUAACAACAUGGCGGCGAUGGUCAGGUUGCUGGAACAAACUGACCCCACCGUCGAGGAAGUUUAUCGCCGAAAAAAUGAAGCAGAAGAAGCCAGGCAACGUGAGUACUUGUCAUCCGUGAAAAUACAGGCAUGGUACCGUGGGGAAAGAUCAAGGGCUUAUAUCAGGCACCUAAACAAAUGUGCAACAAUCAUCCAGAAGAUGUGGAGAGGCUUUAUAGGGCGAGGCCUUACCAGAAUUCUCAUUAAGAAUAGUGUAUUGAUCAUGAAAAUAAACUACUACAACAGGAAAGCAACUUAUAUACAAAAAAUGUGGAGAGGAUUCUAUGUUAGAAAAUAUGUAUUUAACUACUACAGUCGAAAACGCUACUUGGAGGCACUGCAGAUCAAAAAUGAAAUUGUGAGGAGUGAACUUGAAGAAUAUUCAGAAAUGCAGGAACAAGAACGUAGACGAAAGGCUGAAAAAGAACAGAAAGAAAGACGGGAGCAACUGGCUAGGAAGAACCAUUACUUGAUCAGUACAGAAGUUAUACCUGGAGUAUUCAACUCUCCGUUCUUACCAUAUCCUACAGACACUGAAUAUCUGCUGAGAUCUGUGAGGCCACUCAUGCAUGAAAAGAAAAAGAAAACAGACAAGCCAUUUGAUCCAACGUGUAAGAGUUACGACUUGCCAAGACCCAGAGUGUUACCGCCAUUAUCAAGCAAACCUCAGGGCCCCUUCCGUGACCCAUCAGACGUGCAGCAGCAGAGAUACAAACCAUUCCAGCCUUCACUGAGAGUGGCCACCUCCUUCACCUCGCUCGAGGAUGCUCGCCAGAAGAUGAAGGACCAAGAGUGGGUCACCAGACUCAAUGACAACAUCUUUGAGCCAUUCAGUCGCCGGGAUGUUAAGUAUGAUCCCUUACUCCACACCAGGUCGAGAUACGGACAUCUUCCCUACGGCUUCAGAUACUUCAGAGAGGAGUUUCAGGAUAAACACGUCAGUCCUCAGGAGAGAGAAAGGAUAAUACAAUCAAAUAUAAGACUUGAACAACGAGAGAAGUCUUUCAAGACGUUGGUACCACCGAUCCCAAUAUUUGACAAGCUCAAUGACACCUAUUCCCAAGGUCAAGUGUUCUAAGGACUCAGACUGCCAACUAACACAUGGCAAUACAACUGAAAUGUUAUUUCCAUUCAAUUUAAGAGCAGAACUUCAAAAUGACAUACAGAAAAUACAUAUAGUUUAAGUUCUGUAUAAAUAUGAAAUAAAUUUUAUUUCAGAAUUGUAAUUGUCAAAAAAAAACUGCAUUUAAUACUUGAUUGUUUGCAGAUUUUUUUGUUUGUUUUAUGUUAAUGUGGUGAAUUUUCAUCAUAUUUUGUCACUGUUGUUAUUCUUUCAUAUUUUGAAAUGU